GGCUCCGGGGCCGUCUCGCAAACUGCGGCGGCCGCGGGAGAGGCGUCCACGGCGGCGGCGCGGCGGAGCGGGCGGCCGAGCAGGGCGGCGGCGACUGGCAAGGUACCACCGUCUUCAGGACAGAGGAGCUGCGGGACUCCAGGAGGUGACGACCCUGACUCCGGGAGCUGGACUUGCCUCAGCCAGACAGUGGCUCAGCUGGUUCGUCUCAUCAGCCUGGAUUGGUGAAACUGAACCAUAAGAGAUAUUUCCAGGUUUGCUGGGAUGGGAAACCUGCUCAAAGUUCUUACCAGAGAAAUUGAAAAUUAUCCACAUUUUUUCCUGGAUUUUGAAAAUGCCCAGCCUACAGAAGGAGAGAGAGAAAUCUGGAACCAGAUCAGCGCUGUCCUUCAGGACUCGGAGAGCAUCCUCGCAGAUCUGCAGGCUUACAAAGGCGCAGGGCCUGAGAUCCGAGAGGCCAUUCAAAAUCCCAACGAUAUUCAACUUCAAGAAAAAGCUUGGAAUGCCGUGUGCCCUCUCGUUGUGAGGCUAAAGAGAUUUUACGAGUUUUCCAUAAGACUAGAAAAAGCUCUUCAGAGUUUACUGGAAUCUCUGACCUGUCCACCCUACACGCCAACCCAACACCUGGAACGGGAGCAGGCCCUGGCAAAGGAGUUUGCAGAAAUUUUACAUUUUACCCUGCGAUUCGAUGAGCUGAAGAUGAGGAACCCAGCUAUUCAGAAUGACUUCAGCUACUACAGAAGAACGAUCAGUCGUAACCGCAUCAACAACAUGCAUCUAGACAUUGAGAACGAAGUCAAUAAUGAGAUGGCCAAUCGUAUGUCCCUCUUUUACGCAGAAGCCACCCCGAUGCUGAAAACCCUUAGCAAUGCCACAAUGCACUUUGUCUCUGAAAACAAAACCCUGCCAAUAGAGAAUACCACAGACUGCCUCAGCACCAUGACGAGUGUCUGUAAAGUCAUGCUGGAAACUCCGGAGUACAGGAGCAGGUUCACAAGUGAGGAGACGCUAAUGUUCUGCAUGCGAGUGAUGGUGGGGGUCAUCAUCCUCUACGACCACGUCCACCCUGUCGGAGCUUUCUGCAAGACCUCCAAGAUCGACAUGAAAGGCUGCAUAAAAGUUUUGAAGGAACAGGCCCCAGACAGUGUGGAGGGGCUGCUGAAUGCCCUCAGGUUCACUACAAAGCACUUGAAUGAUGAAUCGACUUCCAAACAGAUUCGAGCAAUGCUUCAGUAGAGCUCUGCUCACAGAGGAGGAUCUAUGUGCUGACCUCAGAAGAUGUAUAUGUUUACAUAAUUUAAUACAGAUUGAUGUUAAUACUUGCGUAUUUACAUAACUGUUUCCUUCUUGUCACUGAAAUAUAUGGACCUUAAUCUGUAUCCUGACUGACUCAACCCAGCAGAGCAUAAAUUGACUUGAGAGCCUUACCUUUGAUGUCUGAAAGGAAACCCUCUUCUCUAAAGGCAAAAUUUGGAGACUUUGAUCUUUGCUACUGGAGUCCUUUAAUGACACCCAUAACAAUCAGAAAUUCCUAAUAGUUUGUGGUAGUGUUUUAAUUCUAGAUGUGUUAUCUCUCUGGGAAGAAUAGUUUAUAGAAACACAAAAUAUUUGAUUUCCUGUGUUGGCUCAGCUACAAGAAACACAACUGUUAUCCUGACAGAGGGAGAAAGGAAUCCAAGAACUGAAAAAUGCAUGUAGAGAGGCAAACCCAAGUGUUUUGAAUUCAGCACACACCCUCUCUGUCCUCAGAUUGCAAACUGCACGUGCAACUUUUCUGUGUGCACAUGUUUUAUUAAUCAGUAUAUUCCCUUUCCAUCUGGAUUUAUAUCCCUCUAACAUUCCUUUUUAAUUUUGCAAGAGGAAAAUCACCUUUAUUUUAAUCAGUUUAUGGGGGAACAGCAGGAGUAGAUAGGUUUGCUAUUGCAGCCGGACUGAUGAAGGUGUUGCCUUGGAGGUGGGGGACAGCUGGGAGGAGGCACAACCAGGAAACAGCACAGCCGUGCCUCUCUGCUUUAGUCCUCUGCUUAAAGGACAGGGAAAUCGAGCUCUGGCUUUGAAAUCAUGGGUAAGUUCACCAACUUUUCAGGAGCCUACACAGCGCUGCAUGUACGGCCCCUCCUACCAGGAGCCCUGCUCUCUGGAAUUCAUUCAAUGGAAACAGAGGUUUGGGGCACCUCAUUAGUUACCAGAAAAUGGGGGUGAUUGGGAGGGAAAGUCCAUGUUUUCUGGUUCCCUGUAUUUAAAAGGCAGCUUUUCCCUGACCCAUUACUAGAUUGUUGCACUAUAAAAGCUCUGAUCUGAAUCCUUCGAUUUAGUACUCUCUGAGUCUCAGCUUCCUUGUCUAUAAAACAGGCAAGUAACACAGACAAUCUUCAAACAAUCCAGUAAGGUUAGGAGCCAAUGAAAUGACUGACUCCACCCUUCUUCCUUAGUAAGCACAGGGUGGAUGUAAAGUUCACGUGCAAUUUAAAACAGUGUAACAUAGUAAAUUGCACCUGAACUUUAUGGACACCCCAUAUAGUCCAGUAAGCACUCCCCUACCCUGUCUUGUUGAUUAACAGUAAAACAAGAUGUGCAGUAAUUCUGAGUGUAAAUCAAAGCUUAGAAUAGAAUCUUGAAAAUGUUCUAUUCUGACCUCCUGUGGAAAAUUGAGACUCAGAGGAUGUGGUCACGUAGGACGGCUCCCUGUGGGACUAGAACCCGAAUGUUUCACCCUUAACCCCAUGCAUGCUCUUCCUUCUUUACCAUGUGGCCUGUGAACACAUGCUGUGGGUUGGGACUUGAUCUUGAAUCUGCAGUUGGUCUACGUUAUUACCUGCCUGUUUUCACUAGAAGGAAAGCAUCACACAGGCAAUUAGUAAAUGAUAAUCCUGGAAGUUGGAACCAGGAACAUCAUUUGCAUCAUCCCGAAGCAUGAGCUAUAAGAUACGAUUGUUUUCUAGACUUCAGUGGCCAGCAUCAAUUCCCUGUGGUCCUUCAAGGAAACAAAUAGUUGAGUUUUUUAAACAAAGAAAUGUAUUCAAGUGGCAGGAAAGAUUCCCUGUGUCAAAGCAUCAGUCAACAAAGAGGGGAAAGGAAAUUCUCCUUGGCGAUUUUCAAGCUCAACAGCAGAGCUGCUUGGAUGGAGGUUCUCAUCAGAACAGGAUUAUGCUAGGUGUCCUUCAGGACCUCUGCAAACCCCGGGAUUCCAAUACCCUAGAGCAGUGGUUCUCAACCUUCCCAAUCCUCCUAAUGCCUCCUAACGCCGUGACCCUUUAAUAUAGUUCCUCAUGUUGUGGUGUCCCCCAACCAUAAAAUUAUUUUUGUUGCUACUUCAUAACUGUGAUUUUGCUACUGUUAUGAAUCCUAAUGUAAAUAUCUGAUAUGCAGGGUGUAUUUCAUUGUUACAAAGGGGUCGCGACCCACAGGUUGAGAACCGCAGCCUAGAGGGACCUAGAAGAGGUGGUGGUGCCAGGUGAGCGGUUAUCAAAUAUUCAGCUUAAGAAAUGGUCUAUGUGUACUUGGCAGCUACAGGUUUUGCUUGAACAAUGAUUGUCAAGACAAGAAAUAGAGAAGCACACGAUGUUUGUUGUUAUUGGUUUCAUUUCCCUCCUUAGCAGUGACCACAUUAAGGCUUGAAGAGAGGAAGGGCUUGUCAACCAGCACAGGGCUUUUAAGGCUCAAGUCUUGUGUCUGUACCGGAGCUGCCUCUCAGCUGACUAAGUGAGAAAAUGUUAGGGAUAAUCGGUCAUAUUAUAUUAAUAUUUAUCUCAGAGUAAAUAGUUAAGCACAUUUAUAAUUUUAAAUUAGACAUUCUAUCCAAUAGGACCAAACAUCCAGGAGGGCCCGCUGGCCUACCUCAGUGUCAUCAGGCCACCUUGUCUCAAGGCCAAGACGUAGCAGUACAUGGAUUCUGAAAAGCCCAAGGUUGAAAUUGUUGCCUCUGAUUAUUGAGAGGACAAGUUAACUGAAUGUCUAUGAUCACUAGCAGGUGAUGGACCUUGGGUCCACUCCAGAACUAUGGUGGGAGACAAAUUCUUUUAACACAAUGUCCACCAGGCACCAGGAGUCCUUAAACAAUCACGGUUGUUUUUUCUUGUGCUGCAUGCACCAUGUGUCCAAGACUUACCGGUGGUUUAGGGGAAAGUGCUAGCGACAGUGUCAAUGUCAGUGUUAACUAUAUUUCAUAUUUGAGGUCUGAUAGUUUUUAAAUAAACAGUGUUUUCCAUGA
Molecule: messenger RNA, 4210 nt
Organism: Nycticebus coucang (slow loris)
Lineage: Eukaryota; Metazoa; Chordata; Mammalia; Primates; Lorisidae
Gene: CYRIA
Product: CYFIP related Rac1 interactor A
Exons: 12
Coding region: 265-1236 (323 amino acids)
Biological process (GO): regulation of actin filament polymerization
Molecular function (GO): small GTPase binding
Source: RefSeq, a predicted model, not a curated record